Epithele typhae is the source of this 1563-nucleotide messenger RNA. RefSeq names its product cytochrome P450 98A3. The record is from RefSeq and is a predicted model, not a curated record. Gene Ontology annotation, molecular function: heme binding; oxidoreductase activity, acting on paired donors, with incorporation or reduction of molecular oxygen; iron ion binding. The transcript is spliced from 10 exons. Bases 1 to 1563 code for a protein of 520 amino acids. NCBI's taxonomy places the organism in Eukaryota, Fungi, Basidiomycota, Agaricomycetes, Polyporales, Epitheliaceae.
AUGGUCCCCGACGUGCCUUCUCCCUGGGUAUGGACCGUUGUUGCAUCGGUCUUUGUCGCCCUGUAUUGGCAUUCUCAAGCACAAAGACACCGUCGCCGCCUGCCACCAGGGCCCACCCCUCUCCCGAUUCUUGGAAAUGUGCUUGACAUUCCACGACAUCACUUGGGUUUGGAGUUCUGGAGGAUCUCACAGAAAUACGGUGACCUCGUGUAUCUGAAUGCGCUCGGGAAGUCCAUGCUCGUCGUCGGCUCGCACCGAAUCGCGCGGGAGUUGCUCGAGAAGCGGUCCGUGAACUACUCCGACAGACCAGGUUCAGUCAUGGCAGAGUUGACACAGUUCGACCGAUUUUUCAUCACUCAACGCUACGGCGAACGCUGGCGUCUGCAUCGCCGCGUCUUCCACAAAUCCUUCAAUGUCGGUUCGGUAGAACAGUACCGGCCCAUCCAACUGAAUUCGGCAAGGAGAUUCUUGGCUGCCGUCUUCGACUUCCCCCGCGAUAUCGCGACGCGUUUGAAAUUCGCUAUUGCGUCGAGUCUGAUCCUGAUUGCAUACGGCAUAGACAUGAAGGAGAGGAAUGACGAAUACUUCGAGAUGGUCGGACGCAUCGCCGAGACCGGUGAGACGAUCUCCGUCCCUGGUCGCUUCCCUGUCGAGGCGUUUCCGAGCCUGCGGUAUCUGCCCUCGUGGUUCCCAGGCGGCGGGUUCAAAGUGAUGGCGCGAGACGCUGGGGCUCAUAUGGAGAAGACUAUCAGCAAGCUCUACAGCAUCGCCGUGGAAGGGAUUCGUUCUGGAUCUGGGUGUGAGUCGUUCGUGUCUGGUCUGCUUGACGAUGCGAAAAAGUACGACCUCGAGGGCGCCGGUGAGCGCGAUUUGGAGACGUUUGUAGGAGAUUUGGCACUUACCGUCUACGCCGCUGGCGCGGAUACGUCAAACGCGGCGAUGCAAGCUUUUUUCCUUGCCAUGGCCAUGCACCCCGACGCCCAGCGAAAGGCACAAGAAGAACUCGAUCGCGUUGUGGGAACAGAUCGUUUGCCCGACUUCUCCGACAUGGCGUCCCUUCCCUACAUCCGGGCGCUACUCAAAGAGCUGCUCCGAUGGCACGUCAUUACGCCCAUCUCCUUGCCUCACGCAGUCAUGACCGACGACAUGUACGACGGGUACUUGAUCCCCGCCGGAUCCGCUGUAACCGUCAAUGUUUGGGGCAUUGCGCGCGAUCCUGAAUUAUACCCUGACCCUGACGCGUUCCGCCCGGAACGGUUCCUCGACGCGAACAGCCAACUGGACCUCACCAGGUCCGACCCCUCGGAUUACGCGUUUGGGUUCGGUCGCAGGAUUUGCCCCGGCCAGCAUUUCGCCGAGGCGUCCCUCUUCAUAUACGCGGCGUCGAUACUCCAUGUCUUCAGCAUAUUACCUCCCGUCGACGACAAAGGCGUCCCCAUCCAGCUUGUGCAUGACACAGCGACGAUGGGUGUUAUAGCUCAUCCUCAUUUCCAUGACUAUGUGGUGAAACCCCGUUGUGCGCGUUCUGUGCAGCUCGUUCAAGAGGCUUGUCGGGACACUUGA